AUGGUCCCGCUUGAGGGCUCGGUAAUGCUCGUGCUGCAGCGGAGCACCGCCAUGCUGGACUUGGUGCUGGGGAUGAAGGGCACGGUGGACAUGAGCAGAGGAGAGGAGCUGGAGAAGGGCUCUCAGGAGCUGAACAACGCCGUCAGGCUACUGGAAGAGGCGGCCACGGGGUUGAUGAUGCAGAACAAAGAGCUCGUGUCCCAGGUUGAGAUGAUGAGGGGGGAAAACGAGUCGCUGGAGCAUCAGAUUCUAGAACUUGAGCUCAAGCUGAAGAACAAGGACGAGGAUGGGUCGUCCUCGAAGCCUUCCUUCAUGAACAAACCUCGGCUGAGCUCCCUCGCCAAGUAUGUGCCGACGAUGAAGUCUGGGAUAGAUAAGGCCCAGUACGACCAGAAAUGCGCAGAGCUAGAAGAGAGUCAAACUGCGAAUGAGACGUUAAAAGAGGAACUGGAGGACAAGACAAGCGAGCUGAACGAGGCCCAAGAGGAGUUGAACAAAGUGACGAAGGAGCUCGGGAGAAUGCAGGAAGAAUUCCAGAAGCUGAAAGAUGAGGAGGAGAAGAACCGUGCUGAACUCGAAGCGAUGCUGGGAAAGAUGGCAAGUAUGGCCCCUCCGGAGAAAGUGGACGCUGAAGUCCAGUGCGAGAGAGCUGGAGAGGAUUUUGAGGGGAUGAAUCAGAAGCAGGGCAGCCUCAAUGACAAAGAUUCAGCUUCAAGGAAUGGAGAUGAUGAAGAGCAGAAGAACGCGAAGGCGGCCAGCAGCAGAGCGCAAAGAGAUGCGCAGGAACUGAAGAUGAAGAGGAAGGAGGCAGAGCACAACCAUCGACUACUGCGAAAGGUCAGAACUUUCGUUUGGGAAGAGGAGGAGGAGGAGGAGGAGGUGGUGGUGGUGGUGGAGGAUGAGGAGGAGCAUAACGAUGAUGAUGACGACGACGACGACGAUGAUGACAACGACUAUCACGAUGACGAUGACGAUGACAAUUUGAUGGAACAAGAUGAUUGA
This is a messenger RNA of Guillardia theta CCMP2712, 1002 nucleotides long. RefSeq lists its product as hypothetical. Bases 1 to 1002 code for a protein of 333 amino acids. The record is from RefSeq and is a predicted model, not a curated record. The transcript is spliced from 4 exons. Lineage: Eukaryota; Cryptophyceae; Pyrenomonadales; Geminigeraceae.